GUCGUCUGCCAUUCUGCCGAUCUGGCGAUCCUAUGAAGUACUUUUUGUAUUACAAUGUGUCAUCAAUCCGGCGCGGGCAAUAAAAAUAAACGCUACUGAACCGCCAAGCGCGUCGUAACGAGCUUUUCACACCAACAAACCUGCCCCAACCUUACAUCGGCAUGAGUACAGGGCAACAAGGCUCAAACGGUGUUUCCGGUUUCUCACGAUAUGUCCGUAUAGAUCCCCAAACAUGGACAAACGUUACGGAGCAGUCUCGCGCGCGAUUCGCAGGACUGAAGCCACUAGGGGACUUUUUUGAUAAGAACAGGUUCAGAAAACCGAGCAACAUUGGAGUUUUCACCUCAAGGUUGAACUACAAUUUGACAUAUUACCAGAAUAAUUACAUCUUGAUUGUCCUGAUUGUAACCGCAUAUCAGCUACUUACAAACUUGCCGCUACUGUUGAUCAUUCUAUUUUUAUUGGGUGGCUGGAAGUUCAUCUCAUCGCUCCCCGCAAAUCAACCCACGACGCUCUUGGGUGUCCAAGUAACUUCUCGACAGCUUUGGCCUGCGUUCGCUAUGACCGGGGUACUGCUUUUGUGGUUUUCGGAUGCGACGGGCACAAUCUUCUGGAUGGUUUCUCUUUGUGCACUCAUUAUAGGAUUCCAUGCAGGGAUGAUGGAACCACCUGUGGAAGCCAGCUUUGCAGAGCAGCAAGUUUAAAACCACAGAUUAAUCAGGUCCAAGUUUUGUAACACUACAUAUAUAUAACUACAGAGUGAUAUGGAUUCUAUGCGUAAAUAUAGCGCAGAAUAUUCAUGGUUGGAUAGAGA
Spizellomyces punctatus DAOM BR117 is the source of this 814-nucleotide messenger RNA. RefSeq lists its product as uncharacterized. NCBI's taxonomy places the organism in Eukaryota, Fungi, Chytridiomycota, Chytridiomycetes, Spizellomycetales, Spizellomycetaceae. The transcript has 6 exons. The record is from RefSeq and is a predicted model, not a curated record. Gene Ontology annotation, cellular component: Golgi apparatus. Bases 162 to 704 code for a protein of 180 amino acids.